Molecule: messenger RNA, 3225 nt
Organism: Hippopotamus amphibius kiboko
Lineage: Eukaryota; Metazoa; Chordata; Mammalia; Artiodactyla; Hippopotamidae
Gene: PHOX2A
Product: paired like homeobox 2A
Exons: 3
Coding region: 2109-2957 (282 amino acids)
Biological process (GO): regulation of transcription by RNA polymerase II
Molecular function (GO): RNA polymerase II transcription regulatory region sequence-specific DNA binding; DNA-binding transcription factor activity, RNA polymerase II-specific
Source: RefSeq, a predicted model, not a curated record
CCCACACCAGUGGAGGGAACAUUUUGAAUCAGUUUUGCUGUCUGUUUUAGAAGUUUAGACCUAAAAAGUAAUUAGAGAAAACACCGCAAAGAAACCCCCUGACAAGGAGCGGUUAUAGAAAUGGGGGAUGGGGUCUUUGUGUUCAGCGAGAAAUGAGUGACCAGAGAAGUGGAUGACCUGAGGGCUGGCAUGCUCCCCACGUGUGUCGGUAAGCUGGGGGGAGGGAUUCCGGGAGCCCUUCUCUCAGCCCCCCCACCCCAGAGUCCACCCCAGGACUCUGGCUGGUAACAAGGGGCGCCCCUCCCCUGCCUUCUUGCUCUGCCUCCACUCCUCCACCUGCAGGACCUGCUAAGAUCAGGUGCAGGAGCGGGGACUGGGUGGGGAAGCUGCUAAAUCCACCUCAGGUGAGCUGCAGGGGGGGAAGAGUUCUCUGUCCUGUACUCCUGGGAAGGAUUCUGUAUCCUGUGGCCCCACAGUAUGGAAGCCAAUGGCCAAGUCUGCAGAAUGUGUCUGUGGCCAGGUCCAGACUGAGUCUAGGUGGUUUUCCUGAAGAAGAAAAAGGCCUCUAGAGGAGGGGAUGGAAGCUGAGAAAGAGUGAGGGGGUCGCCUGGUUACUCCCCAGUCUUGACAUUCAUCUCACACACACACACACACACACACACACACACAUACACACACACAUUGUGUCAAGGGCGCUGGGGACCAGAGGGUCACACCUGGCGGCAGUGGGGAAAGUGACUGAGCCUCAGACCUGAAGGAGGGCAGAGGCAGGCUGGGCCUUGAAGGUGCAGGGGCAGGGUCGUGUGGCCUUCAGGGCAAGUCAGGAUAGAGGUGACCCUCCCCCUUGGCAGCUUCACCUGGCGCCUCCACUGCAAUCCUGCUGGCUGAGCGCUCCAGCUGGUGUGUCUCAGCUCUCCAAAGGCUCUUUCUCUCCUCCCCUUAGCCUCUGUUCUGCUGCUGUGUCUGUCUGUGGCCUUGUCUCACUGAGACUGACCCUCUGUGUGUGUGUCUGUCUCACUAUCACUGCCCUGUUUUGUCUCGUCUCUCUCUCUGUCUCUCUAUCUCCACCACAAUCCUUGUUUCCAACCAUGUCUCAUCCCUGUGCCUUCUGUCCCCAUGCCUGCCUCACUCACUUUCUCCAUCCCCCUCUCCGUCUUUCUCUUAUCUUUGUCUCCUCUGUCUCUGCCUUGUCCGCUCCUCCAUCCCUACCUUCCUCUUGUACGUGUUUCACUUUUGUCACCACCUCUGUCCCUGUCUCCCUCUUGCUCCCUGCCACUCCCACCCCCCCAGCCCAUCUCUCUCUCUGGUCCAUGUCUCAUCCUUGUCUCCAUGUGUGUACCUGUAUCUCUCUUGUCCCUUUCUCCAUUUUUCUCCAUCACUGUUUCUGUCCCUUUCUCUCCCUGUCUCCAUCUCUGUCUCCUCUUCUCAUCUACAUCCUCUGUCCCCAUCUCAGGCCCCGUCUCUUCCUCGUCCUUGUCUCCAUUCCCCAUCCUGAGCCGCCUCCGUUAUCCCCUCCGGGAUGGGACCUCGCUGGGGGCGGGGCCGAGGGACUGGAUCGGAAUAACUCGGUUAUCAGGACGAAUUGAAUUAACUUCUUCACACAAGCGCCGCCGGGCCUGUUUCCCCUCCCCUCUGCGGGGCCGCAGGUGGGGAGGCCAGGGAGAGGGGUCGGGACCCUACGGCCUAGCACGAUGCGUAGAGACUGAAAGUCUGGUCCGGAUUGGGGCGGGAUAGGGACUCCAGGGAUGGGGCCCGGCGCACCGUGCCCAGCACCUCCCGAGCACUAAGAGGGAGGCGGCGACCCUUUGAGGUGGGGGUCGGGGGCGGCUGGGGGCGGGGCCUUGGCCGUCCAGGCCCCGCCCGACGAGCUCGCCCCGCCCCCUCCGCGGGGUCCUGCGCGUUAAAAGGCGCGCGGACCGGGCUGGGCUAUACUUGCCUUGCACCAGGGCGGAGCGCGGCCGCGACGGGGCGGGCGGACUUGCGGGCGCUCAGAGCCGGCCUCGGGUCCACGGCGCCUGGCGCUCCAACCCCCAUCUUGGCCCCCACCCGGCCCGGGACCCCGACUCCGACCCGGCCCGGCCCGGCCCCCGCCACCGCACCCCGGGCCGAUGGACUACUCCUACCUCAAUUCGUACGACUCGUGCGUGGCGGCCAUGGAGGCGUCCGCCUACGGCGACUUCGGCGCCUGCAGCCAGCCCGGCGGCUUCCAGUACAGUCCCCUGCGGCCCGCCUUCCCUGCGGCCGGGCCUCCCUGCUCCGCGCUCGGCUCCUCCAACUGCGCGCUUGGCGCUCUACGCGACCAUCAGCCUGCGCCCUACUCGGCAGUGCCCUACAAGUUCUUCCCGGAGCCGUCGGGCCUGCACGAGAAGCGCAAGCAGCGGCGCAUCCGCACCACGUUCACCAGCGCGCAGCUAAAGGAGCUGGAACGCGUCUUCGCCGAGACUCACUACCCCGACAUUUACACGCGCGAGGAGCUGGCGCUCAAGAUCGACCUCACCGAGGCUCGCGUGCAGGUGUGGUUCCAGAACCGCCGGGCCAAGUUCCGCAAACAGGAGCGUGCGGCCAGCGCCAAGGGUGCGGCGGGCGCGGCGGGCGCCAAAAAGGGAGAGGCGCGCUGCUCGUCCGAGGACGACGACUCCAAGGAGUCCACGUGCAGCCCCACGCCCGACAGCACCGCGUCGCUGCCGCCGCCGCCCGCGCCCGGCCUGGCCAGCCCGCGCCUGAGCCCCAGCCCGCUACCCGCCGCCCUGGGCUCCGGGCCUGGACCGGGGCCGCAGCCGCUCAAGGGCCCGUUGUGGGCCGGCGUGGCGGGCGGUGGGGGAGGCGGGCCGGGCGCGGGCGCGGCGGAGCUGCUUAAGGCCUGGCAGCCGGCGGAACCUGGGCCCGGGCCCUUCUCGGGGGUUCUGUCCUCCUUCCACCGGAAGCCCGGCCCCGCCCUGAAGACCAAUCUCUUCUAGCCUUCUAGCUGCCGGCCUCUGAAGGCUCCAGGCCUGCCGCCAGAGACGCCCUUGCCCCUCCAGGACCUGACAGAGUCCCUCCCCAUCUCGGCAGCCUGCCUGAUGCCCCCAUCUCUCCCCCCCCCCCACCGUGUCUGACCCCUAUGUGUGCCCUCCCCAGCUUUGGAGACCAAGUCAGGGCUCCUCGCCCACCCCUACCUAGCAGAGGGAGGUACUUUUCACUGGGAUGCCCUCCAGGAGAGCCCAGAACCCCUUCCAGCCUGGUUUU